AUGAGAAUUAUAGCCAUCAUUUUUGCGACGUUAGUCGCACUAUCUCUUUUACGCCUUAAUCAACAGAAGCUGGAGUAUUCAAAGAAGACUUCUGCGUUUUUUACUUCUUUCUUUGGUCAGCUGAAGAAUAAGGGCUGA
Messenger RNA from Echinococcus granulosus, 138 nucleotides. RefSeq lists its product as hypothetical. NCBI's taxonomy places the organism in Eukaryota, Metazoa, Platyhelminthes, Cestoda, Cyclophyllidea, Taeniidae. The transcript is spliced from 2 exons. The coding region runs from base 1 to 138 and encodes 45 amino acids. The record is from RefSeq and is a predicted model, not a curated record.